CAAACAUCGACUCACCACAAGUAAUCUCGCUCAUCUCUUUCAUCCCCUCUACUCAUAUUCAUUACACGAGGAUCAUUGUCGUCGUUAUGUGGAAGUUAAAGAUAGGAGAGGGAAAUGUGAAAGACCCUUACUUGUCAAGCAGCAACAACUUCGUGGGACGUCAAACAUGGGAGUUUGAUCCCAAAGCCGGUACACCGGAGGAACGAGCCGCCGUCGAAGAAGCUCGCCGGAGUUUCUUGGCCAAUCGUUCUCGUGUUAAAAGUUGCAGUGAUCUCUUCUGGCGAAUGCAAUUUUUGAAAGAGGCGAAGUUCGAGCAAGUGAUCCCUCCGGUGAAGAUCGACGACGACGAAUCCAUAACUUACGAGAAAUCGACGGAUGCGUUACGGAGAGGAGUUUCCUUCUUCUCGGCUUUGCAAUCCUCCGACGGUCACUGGCCUGGAGAAAUCACCGGUCCUCUCUUCUUCCUUCCUCCCUUGGUGUUUUGUUUGUAUAUCACAGGACACCUCGAGAAGCUAUUCGAUGAAGAACAUCGCAAAGAGAUGCUUCGUCAUGUUUAUUGUCAUCAGAAUGAAGAUGGUGGAUGGGGAUUACACAUUGAGAGCAAGAGCAUUAUGUUCUGCACUGCUCUCAAUUACAUUUGCUUGCGUAUGCUUGGAGAAGGUCCCAAUGGAGGACGAGAUAACGCGUGUAAACGGGCUAGACAAUGGAUUAUUGACCGUGGUGGUGUCACUUAUAUUCCUUCUUGGGGAAAGAUAUGGCUUUCGAUACUUGGGAUCUAUGAUUGGGCUGGAACCAAUCCGGUGCCUCCUGAGAUAUGGUUGCUACCUUCGUUUCUUCCAAUACACUUAGCGAAAACUUUGUGCUAUUGUCGGAUGGUUUACAUGCCAAUGUCGUAUCUAUAUGGGAAGAGAUUUGUUGGUCCAAUAACACCUCUUAUUCUUCAACUGCGUGAUGAACUCCUUUUGCAACCAUACGAAGAUAUCAACUGGAAUAAAGCCAGGCGUCUAUACGCAAAGGAGGACAUGUAUUUUCCACAUCCUUUGGUUCAAGAUUUGGUAUGGGACGCUCUUUACGUCUUUGUGGAGCCGUUCCUUACACGUUGGCCGUUAAACAAACUUGUGAGGGAAAAAGCUUGUCGGCUGGCUAUGAAACACAUUCAUUACGAAGAUGAGAAUAGCCAUUAUAUCACCAUCGGAUGUGUUGAGAAGGUGUUGUGCAUGCUUGCAUGUUGGAUUGAUAACCCUGAUGGGGACUACUUCAAGAAGCAUCUUGCUAGAAUUCCGGAUUACAUGUGGGUCGCUGAAGAUGGAAUGAAAAUGCAGAGCUUUGGAAGUCAAUUAUGGGAUACAGGGUUUGCGGUUCAAGCUAUACUUGCUAGUGAUCUCCUUGAUGAAACUAGGAAUGUACUCAAGAAAGGACAUGAUUAUAUUAAGUUAUCUCAGGUUACAGAAAACCCGUCUGGUGACUUUAAGAGCAUGUACCGCCACAUUUCCAAAGGAGCGUGGACUUUAUCUGAUCGAGAUCAUGGAUGGCAAGUUUCAGACUGUACGGCUGAAGCUUUAAAGUGCUGCCUGCUGCUCUCCACCAUGCCAUCUGAGGUUGUUGGCCAGCAACUAGAUACCGAACAAAUAUAUGAUUCUGUUAAUCUCUUGCUAUCUUUUAAGAGUGAGAAAGGAGGCGUGACUGCAUGGGAGCCUGUCCGUGCAUAUGAAUGGAUUGAAUUUCUCAACCCCACGGAAUUUCUUGCUAAUAUCGUCGCCGAGCGUGAGUAUGUGGAGUGCACCUCAUCGGUUAUACAAGCUUUGGUUAUGUUCAAGCAACUCUAUCCAGAUCACAGGACAAAAGAGAUAAGCAGGUUCAUCGAGAAAGCGGUGCAAUUCAUAGAAAACAAACAAACACCAGAUGGUUCAUGGUAUGGGAAUUGGGGUGUUUGUUUCAUAUACGCGACAUGGUUUGGUCUUGACGGCCUAGCAGCUGCUGGUAAAACAUAUGAAAACAGUCUUUCUAUGCGUAAAGGUGUUGAGUUCUUACUCAGGAUACAGAAAGAUGAUGGAGGUUGGGGCGAAAGCUAUCUGUCAUGCCCUGAACAGAGAUACAUACCAUCAGAAGGGAAUCAAUCCAACCUUGUGCAAACAGCUUGGGCCAUGCUGGGUCUGAUUCACGCUGGACAGGCUGAGAGAGAUCCUAUACCUCUUCACCGUGCGGCAAAGCUUAUCAUUAAUUCGCAAAUGGAAGAUGGAGAUUUCCCUCAACAGGAAAUAGUAGGAGUGUUCAUGAAGAAUUGCAUGACGUACUAUGCGACCUACAGAAACACUUUCCCAUUAUGGGCACUUGCUGAGUAUCGUAAAGCUGCGUUUCCUAACUCAUCAACAACAUCUACCACUUCCUAAAUAAUUGUUGUACACAUAGUUAUAGACAAAAACAAAAGUAUUGUUUAUAAAACAAUGUAAUAGACGACAACAUAAACACAAAAUAUUUAACUAAUAAUUGAUUAUUUCGUGUUGUUUUCAUAUCGUAAAAAUUAAUAAAUACUAGUAUAUUCUUCUGUC
Eruca vesicaria subsp. sativa (arugula) is the source of this 2549-nucleotide messenger RNA. The record is from the annotation of a GenBank genome assembly. NCBI's taxonomy places the organism in Eukaryota, Viridiplantae, Streptophyta, Magnoliopsida, Brassicales, Brassicaceae.